Messenger RNA from Rhagoletis zephyria (snowberry fruit fly), 757 nucleotides. RefSeq names its product citrate synthase, mitochondrial-like. Lineage: Eukaryota; Metazoa; Arthropoda; Insecta; Diptera; Tephritidae. Gene Ontology annotation, biological process: carbohydrate metabolic process; tricarboxylic acid cycle. Gene Ontology annotation, cellular component: mitochondrial matrix. The record is from RefSeq and is a predicted model, not a curated record.
UACUUUAUCCGGCAGUGUAUAUUUUUUCAUAAUUUUCCUUAUAUCUAACCCAUCUUUGAUUAUAAUGGCUUCGUUAAAUCGCUUGUCCCGACCACAGUGUAUGUUCCGACAAUCUUUUAAGUGCCUCGACCGUAAUAUUCUCAAAGCGUUUAUGAAGUGGAACUCGAGCAAAUGUGAUGCAGGAAUAGAUGGCAAAGGAGUUAAGGACUUACGCACUGCCGUUGAAGAUAAAAUUAAGUCUGAGCAGGAACGUAUAAAAAAGUUUGUCAAAGAAAAUGGAAAGAAGAAAUUGGGCGAAGUGACGAUUGCGCAAAUUUAUGGUGGUAUGCGUGGCAUACCUGCGCUGCUUUGCGAAACCUCAAGACUAGAUCCUAACGUAGGUGUACGCUUUCGCGGUUAUACCAUAUCCGAUUGUCAGAAGAAGCUGCCGAAGGCUGAAUGUGGGGAUGAACCCUUGCCGGAAGCAAUUUUUUGGCUGUUAAUAACUGGAGAAAUACCCACACCGGAACAGGCAAAAAUGAUAACAGACGAAUGGAAUGAUAAAGCUGCAAUCCCUGAUUAUGUUAAGAAAAUGUUGGAUAGCUUGCCAAAAGAUAUGCAUCCAAUGCCGCAGUUCUCAAUUGCCGUAACGGCAUUAAGUAAGGAUAGUGAAUUCUUGAAAGCCUACAAUAAGGGCGUUAAAAAGACAGAAUUUUGGAAGUCUGCAUUGGAGGAUACAAUGACAUUGUUAGCCAAGUUGCCCAAUAUAGCGGCAUAU